Messenger RNA from Aspergillus wentii DTO 134E9, 862 nucleotides. RefSeq lists its product as uncharacterized. The transcript has a single exon. The coding region runs from base 297 to 767 and encodes 156 amino acids. NCBI's taxonomy places the organism in Eukaryota, Fungi, Ascomycota, Eurotiomycetes, Eurotiales, Aspergillaceae. The record is from RefSeq and is a predicted model, not a curated record.
AGUAUUCAGAUGGAUGGAUUGGCUGUGUAUGUGAAUCAAACAUAUUGCUUUGCAUCUACGAUUCAAUUGAUUAUUUGAAUCCAGAUUUAAAAGGUGAAUAUAAUUGUCUUAUUAUUCUUAUUAUUCUACUCGAAUGAGGCGAUGGGCAACGGUGUCAUCCAUACCCCAAAGUCGAUCGCAACCGAGACACCACAACACAACACAACAACAGAAAUAAUAAAAUAAAAUAGAUUAUAAAACAAACGAGUAUAAAAGAACAAAAUAAGAUCAUUGAAUAUAAUAGAAUAAAUAAAUAGAUGGAUAGAAUAGACGUGCUGCGCUGUCCUCCGCCCGCCGAAACCAAACUAACCCAAACUUCUCUCUUCUCUUCGCACUGUUUCUUCCCUUUCUUCUUCUCUCCUCCUCUUCUUUUCUUUUCUUCUUUCUUUCUUUCUUUCUCCCUCCCACUUCAUCUUCUUCUUCCUUUCCAUCCCUCUCCUUCAUCUUUUCCUUCAGUUCCUCUCCUCCCCUCCCUCUUCUCCCUUUCCUCCUUCUCCUCCUCCACCCCCUUCUCUCUUCCCCGCCAAAGCCCCUCUGUUUUCUUCUCAACCGUUUCCCCUCUCCGUCCGCCUCUCUGUCCAUCCUAUCUAUCUCCACACACACACCACGGGCCUCCAUCCGCCUCUUUUCCUCCGCCUUUCUACUCUUUCGUCCGAGGUAAGUCUUUUGUUCGAUCGCUGCUAGUUUUCUUCAUUUGUCCUUGGGCUCUUCCCUCUGGAUUAUCCUGAAACAACUUGUGCGACGCGCUGCGGGAAACGCCAUGGAACUGAUUUUUGUCCCCCCCAAAUCUAGUCCGUUUGUCACCUCCACACCACCUAAGUCA